This is a messenger RNA of Dunckerocampus dactyliophorus (ringed pipefish), 1047 nucleotides long. RefSeq names its product ubiquitin-conjugating enzyme E2T (putative) (gene ube2t). Bases 265 to 891 code for a protein of 208 amino acids. NCBI's taxonomy places the organism in Eukaryota, Metazoa, Chordata, Actinopteri, Syngnathiformes, Syngnathidae. The transcript has 8 exons. The record is from RefSeq and is a predicted model, not a curated record.
GGGAAAUGAAAACGAAAGAAAGAUAAUCCUUACAGGCACUGUCCGCAAAAUAUGGUCUGAUUGGAUGAGGCAAGGACAGUGGUUAAUUCCAACAGCGACUUCACUUUCGGACAAACGAAGAAGAACUUCUUGCUGAUGACGUUACAUGAGAGGGAAACAUAAACGGAACUGAAGUUGAAUUGCUCGUCCUCCUUGUGUAACUGAAGUCGAAAAGAAGAAGAAGAAGAAGAGGUAGAGGAGAAAAAAACACCUUUUCACAUAAAAAUGCAGAGAGCUUCACGUUUGAAGAGAGAACUUCAGAUGCUGAGCACAGAACCACCUCCAGGUAUCACAUGCUGGCAGACCGAAGAACGCAUCGACGACCUGCGUGCUCAGAUAAUUGGUGGCGCAGGAACUCCGUAUGAAGGUGGAAUCUUUUCCCUGGAGGUCAAAGUCCCAGAGAGAUAUCCAUUUGAGCCUCCCAAAAUGCGAUUUACGACUCCCAUCUACCACCCAAACAUUGACUGUUCAGGACGUAUCUGUCAUGAUGCCCUCAAACUCCCACCAAAGGGAGCCUGGAAGCCCUCCCUAAACAUCUCCACAGUUCUUACCUCCAUCCAACUUUUGAUGGCUGAACCGAAUCCAGAUGACCCUCUCAUGGCUGAUAUAGAUGACUUGCAUUUUUUGGAAUGUAGGCAUCAGAGUUCAGAUACAACAAGCAGCUGUUCAUGCAGAAGGCCAGGAAAUGCACAGAAGAACAUGCUGUUCAGAAGUUCACGACAAUUUUGGAGAGCAGCCAAAAGAGUGUACUGGAGAAUGCAUCAUCACGCAAAAGAGAAGCUUCUGGUGCACAGCAGGAGAGCGGCAAGCUUGCAAAGAGAACAUGUGUGUAGUAACAGCCACCUUGGUUAAAGCCACACUUUGCUUCUGAGAAACAUACAUUUUGCAGUUUAUUUGCAUUAUUUUAAUUAGGUAUUCAUUUAGUCAUAUGUACCCUGUGAUAUAGCUACGUAUGUACAGUAUAUGCAUGUUUGUUUUAAUAAAAAACAUUUUUUUAAUACAAACUAU